This is a messenger RNA of Mya arenaria, 447 nucleotides long. Its product is annotated as neo-calmodulin-like. The record is from RefSeq and is a predicted model, not a curated record. Gene Ontology annotation, molecular function: calcium ion binding. The transcript is spliced from 6 exons. NCBI's taxonomy places the organism in Eukaryota, Metazoa, Mollusca, Bivalvia, Myida, Myidae. The coding region runs from base 1 to 447 and encodes 148 amino acids.
AUGGAUAAAGAAAUACGUGAGUUGUUCCGAUUGUUUGAUACAAACAACGAUCGGUCCAUAUCACUGCAGGAGCUGGGCAAGGCGAUGAGGUUUCUUGGGAUGUCACCUUCAGAACAAGAGAUAACUGACGCCAUGAGUGCCUUGGACACAAACGAAAAUGGCAGGAUCGAGUUUCAAGAAUUUUACAAAUUUAUGCAAGCAGAGAUGACUAAACUGAAUGAAGCAGAUUUCACCAACAAUCAAGACACAGUACGCUCAGCAUUCCGGACGUUUGAUAAGGAUGGAAAUGGAUACAUAGACGAGAAGGAAUUAAGAAUUGCAAUGAAGAAGUUGGGUGAAGCAUUGACGGACAAGGAGCUGGACGAUAUGAUGAAACAAGCUGACGUCGAUGAGGAUGGUAAAAUCAAUUAUGAAGAGUUCGUUAAGAUAUGGUGUGAAACAACUUGA